UCCAGCACAGGAUUGGAAACCAUCUCUGCUCAAGUCUUCUGCACGAGACCUCCCUCAACAGUGUAUGUAGAUGACAUAAUUCUCACAGGAAAUAAUACUGCAGCAAUGAGAGGUCUCAUAAACUAUCUUAAGCAACAUUUUGCAAUGAAGGAUCUUGGCUCUCUCAGCUUCUUUCUUGGGAUACAUGUUCAAUAUCUGACCAAUGGGAUGUUGUUAUCACAGUCCAAGUAUGCACUGGACCUUCUCUCUCAGUUCAAAAUGACAGAAGCCAAACCAGCUAAAACCCCUAUUCCAGCAGGCUCUCAGUUAUCUAAGCAUCAUGGUGAUCCAUUGGAAAAUGCCACUGAAUAUAGACAACUUGUUGGAGCUUUGCAAUACCUCACUUUGACAAGACCAGACAUAAGCUUCACUGUCAAUCAGCUUUGUCAGUUUAUGCACAAUCCCUCCACAGUCCAUUGGACAGCAGCCAAAAGAGUGCUAAGGUAUCUCAAAGGAUCACUCAAUCAUGGCCUGUUAUUCACUAAGGGAUCACUCACUCUUAAUGCAUACAGUGACUCAGAUUGGGCUGGUAACCCAGAUGACAGAAGGUCAACAAUUGGCUAUGCCAUAUAUUUAGGACCAUGUCUAAUCAGCUGGAGUGCCAAGAAACAAACUAUGGUUUCUAAAUCAAGUAUAGAAGCUGAAUAUCGAUCUCUAGCACUUACCAUAGGUGAAGUUUAUUGGCUCAGGAUGCUUCUAAAAGAACUGCAAGUGCCUCUCGAUACAACUCCUACCCUAUGGUGUGAUAACUUAAGGGCACUGUCCUUGGCAACAAAUCCAGUGUAUCAUGCAAAGACUAAACAUAUAGAGGUGGACUAUCACUUUAUUCGAGAGAAAGUUGUUAAUAAAGACAUCACAACCAGGUAUCUCUCUACCAUUGAUCAAGUGGUAGACAUAUUCACUAAGGGACUUACUUCAGCACGAUUUCUACUACUUAGAUACAAGCUGAGAGUGACCACCUCACCCAUCAACUUGCAGGGGGAUGUUAGAAGAAACUCAGCUGGCCAAGAUCAAGGCUCAAUUGACAAAGAUAAAGGCAUGAUCCCAGCCAUUAAUUCAACCUCAGAUGGAAGCCCGCAUGCAGACCAUGCUCAAGACAGCAAGACAGUUGAUGCUUUCCUUGUAUAGAUUUAUUCUCUAUUUAGUUUCCUUAUAUAGAUUUAUUCUGAUUGAA
Messenger RNA from Juglans regia (Persian walnut), 1213 nucleotides. RefSeq lists its product as uncharacterized. The record is from RefSeq and is a predicted model, not a curated record. NCBI's taxonomy places the organism in Eukaryota, Viridiplantae, Streptophyta, Magnoliopsida, Fagales, Juglandaceae. Bases 106 to 1167 code for a protein of 353 amino acids. The transcript has 2 exons.